This is a messenger RNA of Ochotona curzoniae (black-lipped pika), 3982 nucleotides long. It is a transcript of the gene SH3RF2, whose product is annotated as SH3 domain containing ring finger 2. The record is from RefSeq and is a predicted model, not a curated record. Lineage: Eukaryota; Metazoa; Chordata; Mammalia; Lagomorpha; Ochotonidae. The transcript is spliced from 9 exons. The coding region runs from base 105 to 2312 and encodes 735 amino acids. Gene Ontology annotation, biological process: positive regulation of JNK cascade; positive regulation of proteasomal ubiquitin-dependent protein catabolic process; protein ubiquitination. Gene Ontology annotation, molecular function: protein phosphatase 1 binding; ubiquitin protein ligase activity. Gene Ontology annotation, cellular component: nucleoplasm.
UCCUGACGUUCCAGACAGCCUCUGCAGCUGGGCCAACCUGGGCUCAGCCGACCCUACCAUGUGGACCCUGCUCCUCCACCACAGGUCGGGAGUUUGAAAGUAAAAUGGAUGACCUGACCUUGCUCGAUCUUCUGGAGUGCCCCGUGUGCUUUGAGAAGCUCGAUGUCACAGCCAAGGUCCUCCCUUGCCAGCACACCUUCUGCAAGCCAUGUCUACAGAGGAUUCUCAAGGCGCGCAAAGAGCUGCGCUGCCCCGAGUGCAGGACUCUGGUGUUCUGCAGCAUCGAGGCGCUGCCAGCCAACCUGCUGCUCGUGCGCCUCCUGGAUGGCGUGCGCUCUGGGCAGAGCCCCCGGAGAGGGAGCUCCUUCCGCAGGCCCAGCCUGCUGACCCUCCAGGACGGCAGGAAAAGCAGGAGCAACUCCAGAGGUCUGCCGGCUAGCCCGUUCCAGUUGGUGCCUGGGGUCAGACUGCACAUGGAAGGGGUACCUCGAGCAAAAGCCUUGUGCAGCUACAGAGGACAGAGUCCUGGCGACCUGAGCUUCACCAAGGGAGACGUCAUCCUUCUCCGCAGACAGCUCGACGAGAACUGGCUGCAGGGGGAGAUCGGCGGGGCCAGUGGGAUCUUCCCAGCCAGCGCUGUGGAAGUCAUCAAGCAGCUGCCCCAGCCUCCACCGCUCUGCAGGGCCCUUUACAACUUUGAUCUACGAACCAAGGGCAAGAGCGAGAACCAAGACUGCCUGACCUUCCUCAAGGACGACAUCAUCACUGUGAUCAGCCGAGUGGAUGAGAACUGGGCUGAAGGCAAGCUGGGAGAUAAAGUGGGCAUCUUCCCUAUCCUGUUUGUGGAGCCAAACCUCACUGCAAGGCACCUGCUGGAGAAGAGCAAAGGCCACCAGUCAUCGCGCAACAAAAGCCUGUCGCUGGUGUCCUCAUCCUUCAGAGGCAAACCAACCAGCACACCCACUCUCCGCAGGGGACCAGGGUCCAGGAGGAAGGGGCCUGGGCAGUUCUCCAUCACGACAGCCUUGAAUACUCUCAACCGGAUGGUCCAUUCCCCACCUGGGCGCCAGAUGGUAGAGAUCAGCACCCCAGUGCUUAUCAGCUCCAGCAACCCCUCUGUGACCACCCAGCACUUGGAGAAGGUGGACUUCACUCCCGGCUCUAUGGGACAGGUCAGCACUUACCAGUCCACGCCUGGCUCCCCGGGGCAUUCCCCAGCCGUGGUCGGUCAACCUGGCUCCCAGCAACACCUCCCAGCCAACCUGUUUGUAGCCAUGCACUCAUACUCGGCCCACGGACCUGAAGAGCUGGACCUGCAGAAGGGAGAAGGUGUCAGGGUCCUGGGGAAGUACCAGGACGGCUGGCUGAGGGGCAUCUCCUUGGUCACCGGGCGAGUGGGCAUCUUCCCCAACCAUUACGUCAUUCCUAUUUUCAGCAAGACCUCUAGUUUCCCUGACUCCCGGAAUCCUGGUCUCUACGCCACAUGGACAUUAUCCACCUCUUCUGUGCCCUCGCAAGGCAGCGUUUCAGAAGGUGACCCCCGGCAGAGCCGACCCUUCAAGUCUGUCUUUGUGCCCACCGCUGUGGUCAGCCCUAUAAGGAGCACAGCAGGCGCAGGGAUUUCAGGACAAGGGUCUCUUCGGAAAGGGCGGAGCAGCAUGAGAAAGAAUGGAUCCCUACAGAGGCCUGCUCAGUCUGGGGUCCCCACUGUUGUGGUGGGCUCCUUCAGGCGCAGCCCCACCAUGGUGGUACAACCUCAGCAGCUCCAGUUCUAUCAGCCACAGGGAGUCCCCUCUGCCCCUUCAGCAGUGCCAGAGAUGGGACCCAAGUCCACUCCUGUCGGGGAGCCUGGCCUCACGGGCAUCAGCAGAGGCAGUGACAGCAGGGUUCACUCAGCAGCUAGCUCCCUCAUCAUGGAAGGCAAGGAGGUCCCCGUCAAGAGUGAGCCUCUGCCGAAACCACCUGCAUCCGCCCCGCCAUCUGCCCCGCCAUCGAUCCUGGUGAAACCAGAAAACUCAAGAAAUGGCAUCGAGAAGCAAGUCAAAACCGUGAGAUUUCAGAACUACAGCCCUCCUCCCACCAAACAUUACACCUCCCAACCCACCUCCGGCAAGCCUGAACAGCCAGCUACCCUCAAGGGGCCCCAGCUUGAAGCAGCCUCCUCGAGCCCGGAAAUGACCGUCCUAUUCGCCCAUCGAAGCGGCUGCCACUCAGGCCAACAGACAGACCUCCGGAGAAAGCCACCAUUUGGCAAGGCUGUGACCCCAGUGCCCACUUCCUCAACCACGCAGACCAUGUUUCCCAGCAAAUGAAAUCUACAGGUGGCCUUUUCCUAGACCCCAAAGAGGUGAAUUGCAUUUAAAUACAGUCUGCCUCCACAGGGGGUGUCCUGUCAGUCUUUGGGGUCUUGGGCAUGGUCCUUAUGCUGCAUCUUUUACCAGCCCAUCCUCCCACCUCUGUGACAGAAAAGGUACCAGCAGGAAUUCCUGCCCUUGGUGAGAGGGCAGAUCAGCUGACCCUCCAAACAUAAGGACUUAGUUCAAGAAGGUUCAGCACUCAGACUAAGCAGCGAGAGCACUUGGUUCUGCAGCCUCUUGUCCCUUGUCCUCUAUGUAGAGCUGCUGUGGCGGCCUACUGGGAUUUCAGCCAGAAGCGUGACCACGGCAGGAGGGUUGUCAUUGCUACUUUGACCUUAUCACCCUAUUAGAACAGCCUCUGUCAUCUUCCGGGGCCUGACCAUCACCCUGUUUCCCUCCAGAGUCACCAUCCUGAUCGCCAAAGGAAAAUCUCCUGGCUGGGGAUACAGUAGAUAGCUGGAACUUUCUAAGAACUAAAGCUAAAAGCAGGCAACUUGUCACAGGCAGCUUGUCCAGUUUCUCUAGACAAGAAGGUCAGAAAAGAGGUUGGCCACACCAAGUAUCAACCAACAACCAUGCUCCAAACUUCUCUAUCUGUUUUCCCAUGUAUCAUUCUGCAAAAUAAACAGGCAGGACUCCUACAGGUGCAAGGGGCUGUGGAGGGUAUUACAGACAAUGAAUUCACCCUUCCCCUAGCACACAGGGCACGCUUAGAAACAAUCUGGGCUAGGGCUUGAGUUUAAGAUCUGUUUGUCCAGCAUCAUUAUUUUCUCUGGCCUCUUCUUACCAGGGACAUACCUGUUGUUUUACUGAUGAGGCAACAGUAUCCAAAGCUGCAGGGGAAAGCACUUCCUAAGGAAGAAGCUGCCAUAAAAGAGGCUUGAUAAGGAAGGUUAUAGAAGAAAAUAAGUAAGAGGGAAACUGAAAAAAAAACUACAAAAAACUAUGAAAGGCCUGAGCAUCAGAGGGAAGAUAGGGGAUUCAAGAAAGCAUCAGUCAAGAAGGCAAAAGCAGCAGGCUGGGAGGGGACAACCUUGUCAAUCCCGGCAGGUGGGAAAAGAAAACAGGGCCUGUAAUGGAGAUGGGGGCAAAACCAAAGGACAAGGGCAAGGACAAGGACAAGGACUGCACCAAGGGGACAAGAACAGAAACAGCCAGGCAGAGCCACAUAAGCAUCCGGGGGACCCAAGACCAUGUUAUAAAGCAACCCAUUAAUCCUCAUUACACUUAAUUGUUGGGAUCUAACAUUUACUGCAUGCCCAUCAGUGAGAGCAUGCGGACUCAUAAAAAUACAGCGAAGUUUAAUUAGGUCUUUCCCCUCAACAGUUAAGGUGCUGGGAUUUGGAACACACAUCUUUUUUACAUACCUACCCACACAUUUGUCAAACUGAAUUGUUCACAGACUUUUCUAGUCCUUAAUAAAAGCAUCAUCUUGCUGAGGAAUAGUGCACAUGUGUCGGACUUUUGGUGUGGGACAGCCAAUACAGACGCGUGUUGUUCUAGCAUUUCUAAAAGAUUACUCGCUCAUUUCUACUCCUCCAAACUGACCAGGCCAACUCCAUGUCCCAUGAAUAUCAGUAGGAUAAUCCACAUGGAAAACGGAAUAAAGUCACAAUUAUGGGAAA